Messenger RNA from Ostreococcus tauri, 1545 nucleotides. RefSeq names its product unnamed product. Gene Ontology annotation, biological process: peptidyl-lysine monomethylation. NCBI's taxonomy places the organism in Eukaryota, Viridiplantae, Chlorophyta, Mamiellophyceae, Mamiellales, Bathycoccaceae. The record is from RefSeq and is a predicted model, not a curated record. Bases 1 to 1545 code for a protein of 514 amino acids. The transcript has a single exon. Gene Ontology annotation, molecular function: protein-lysine N-methyltransferase activity.
AUGCGCACGGCGUGGCCUCACACGCCAGUGCACAGAUCGAUCGCGACCACCAGCGCGCCGGCAUCGACGAAAACAAAGACGAAUGCGAAUUUAAUGGUUCCGCUCAUCGGCACUCUGGGCGUCGGUCUCGGCGCGUACACGGCGUACUCGACGCUGAAAACGGACGAUAACUUGGGUAAUCCAUCGAAGGAUGCGUGCGCGAGCGACGACGACGAUCGACGCGCGCGACGGUUGAGAAGAUGGGCCGAGGCGCUGAGCGCGGAGUUCCCGGCGGCAGAUGUUCGAGGAACCAAAGGCGCCGGCGUCGGAGUGUUCUACGUGGACGGUUCGGAGGGAAAAAGAGGGUGGUUCAGGAAAAAUCGUGUGUUGAUGACAUCACCGGACGCGGCAGUGGUGAGCGCGCGAACCGCGACGAUGGAUCCAAAAUUGGGGGAGAAGUACGCGGAUUUGAUGCGUGAUGGGACGCUGCCGGAUGAGAGAGUCGCCGCGAUGGUCUUCUUGAUGGUGGAACGGAGGAAAGGCGAGGCGAGUGCGUGGGGAGGGUAUAUCGACGCGCUGCCGCGGUCGUACGACGCCCCGCUAAGCUUGAGCGAUGUCGAGCUCGAGCGAGAGUUGAAGGGCACGAACGUGUACGACGCAGCCGUGGCUCAGCGAGCGAAGGUGAGAGAAAUGUUCGAUGAAAACGUAAGACCAGCGAUGCGCGGACUCAGCGAGGUGGCAGCGGCGAGUGGAGACGCUAAGCUCGCGACAUCGCUCAAUAACGCAACGAUUGAUGAGUUUAAGUGGGCUUUUCAAACUUUUUGGACGCGCGCGCUUGCCAUUCCGGUGAACGACACGGGCGAAGUCGUCGAGGGCAUCGUUCCGGGGAUAGAUAUGGUGAAUCACAGUCGCACGAAAGCAAACGCGCGAUGGGAGCACGUUGAUGACAACACUCGCCCGGACGGUGGGGUCAUCGCGUUGGUGAGUAAUGGAAAAAAACUUGGACACGGGGACGAAAUUUUCAUCGAUUACGGUGAGUCCUCAAGCGAGGCAUUGUUUUUCACCCACGGCUUCGUCCCGGAAGAUGAUGAUACGGUAAGCGACGGUAAAGGCGAACAUUUAGUUCUCUACGCCCCCUGGUCGAACGAACCGGCGAGCGAACGUUCGGAGGACGUCGCGCGUCGAAUCGAGGCACUUCGUCUGCGAAACCUCCCGACAAAUCGCGUCGUACUCCCGGCGCGUCCACCCAAGCGCGGAAUCCGCGAUUUAGAGGUCGAAGCCAAGGAAACACUUAAGGUUUGGGUUGCCGACGCCUUCGCGCUCGACAACGCCACGUCGUCGUCGUCGUCGUCGUCGGCCGUUGAUGACCGCUCCCGAGUGCGGAUCGGCGACGUCCUCCGAGCCGCGCUCGGAUCCAAAUCCGCAUCCCUUCGAGACACCGAGCGCACCGAAGAGUCUCAAACAGACGCGACGAAUCGUUCGAUCGCGAUUCGUCGAUACCGUUCGAGCGUGCGAUCGACCUACGACGCGUGGCUUGACGCGUUGGCGGACAGACGAAAGUGGUAA